AUGGAACGUAUGAGCGGAGACGAUCAAUCUUUUGCAGAGCUGAUGGAUGUUUGUGGCAAUCACUUUGCAAAACGUCCCAGAACGGAGGAGGAGGACAAGUCAUCAGACCGCCGACCUGCACGAAAGGGACAGAGGAUGCCUUCGCGCUCCUCGGCUUCGGACUUGGGAGAAGAUGGCAGCUUGAUCUCAAUGACAGCAAAGCUGACACUUCGUCAGGAAGACCAGCUGAAUCAGAUCCAUCUCGACAAAAGCUUUAUCUUCUUUGUCCAAGCAGGAAAAGGCAACAUUCUGCCACUGAUGCUGAAGACCUCCACGGACUGGCAUAGGCAACGGGAGUCGGGGCAGGUCACCAACUCGUUGAGGCAACAUAUGUUUCGUUCAGUGUUCGAGGAGCUGGCAUUCCGAGCAUCCAAACUGCCCUUCGGAUCAAACGAUCACGAACUGAUCCGAGCAUUUCAGAACAAGCAAGUAUUGACGGCAACCACCUCAUGGAACUACCUUCAAUGGGACUCCAAAGAGAAGACUCUGAAGCCGGCAGCCCGGGAUCCCCUCCCCUCAAAGGAAGCCGCAGCUUUGAUCCAGAAGAUUCACACUCUAGCGGCUCAGGCGGACCUGAUCCAUCGGUUCUCAGCGCUGAAGCCUAUGCCACAGGAUUCAACAGUGGACUCUGUGGUCGUGCCCUGGAGACUCGACAUCUCCCUGAGGGGCCAGGCGGCACAAGAACUCUACGAUGCCCUACAGCGAUUGACAGGCAGCGGGCUUACGCAGAUGAUCUUAGUUCGAAUCCGACCAUCGACAUUGCAGAGGUCACCAUUGGCUCAGGCCAUUGCCGCUCGCUUGAUGAAAUGA
This is a messenger RNA of Durusdinium trenchii, 849 nucleotides long. NCBI's taxonomy places the organism in Eukaryota, Dinophyceae, Suessiales, Symbiodiniaceae. The record is from the annotation of a GenBank genome assembly.